AUGUUGUGCUUCCAACUGACUCCUAGUACAGGACUGACGUUCGUGCGCCCGAGGGUGAACGCUACAACUUGUGCGCUGUCGCAGCUCACGCGCCGUGGAACGUCGUCCCGAUUCACACUCGCCUCCGCUGCACUGCGCAUGUCUGUCGACGAUCAGGAGCGUUUGACCGUUCGGAAGCAGGCGCAGAUUUGCCUAGAGAGUGGGUGCUCUAUCGAGGAUCUCGACGCGCUUCUGGAGCGCACGCGGUUGAUCCGGGACGAGUUGAUGAAGGAUGUCAAGGAGCUCAACGACGUCAUCACGAACCUGCAGGCACUGAGCGAGGCCUCUAAAAACCUCCCCGGUAACGAGGUUGCGGAGAAAGUGACCAUACCUGUAACGGGAAAAGAGGCACGUUUGGACGACGUUGUGCGGGCGGUUUUGCGCAUUUUUAGUCGCGCCGAGGACCACUACCCCAAGAUAGGUCUGCAACCCUGGUCCAUGGACAAACCCAAGAAGAAGAAGCGGUUCUAG
Molecule: messenger RNA, 510 nt
Organism: Cyanidioschyzon merolae strain 10D
Lineage: Eukaryota; Rhodophyta; Bangiophyceae; Cyanidiales; Cyanidiaceae
Exons: 1
Coding region: 1-510 (169 amino acids)
Source: RefSeq, a predicted model, not a curated record